CUAUAAAUAAGAAAGAGAAGCAGUUGCGCAGCCAGCCGUAGUCGUACCUUUACUUAUUUACUCAUCAAAACCAAAACCCCCAAUUCAUCAAUCGCCAUGUCUGACGAGGAGCACCAGUUCGAGUCCAAGGCCGACGCCGGCGCCUCCAAGACCUACCCCCAACAAGCCGGUACUAUCCGCAAAGGUGGCUACAUCGUCAUCAAAGGCCGCGCUUGCAAGGUUGUUGAAGUUUCUACCUCCAAGACUGGCAAGCACGGUCACGCUAAAUGUCACUUUGUUGCUAUUGAUAUCUUUAAUGGGAAGAAGCUUGAAGAUAUUGUGCCAUCUUCCCACAAUUGUGAUGUUCCCCAUGUCACUCGUACUGACUACCAGCUGAUUGAUAUCGCAGAGGAUGGAUUUGUGAGCUUGCUUACUGACAAUGGUAAUACUAAGGAUGAUUUGAAGCUCCCAACUGAUGAAACCCUCCUCGGUCAGAUCAAGGAUGGUUUUGCUGAUGGAAAAGACUUAGUUGUGAGUGUGAUGUCCGCAAUGGGAGAAGAGCAGAUUAAUGCUCUCAAGGACAUUUCAAAGUAGCUUCCUAUUUAUUAUGUUUGGAUUUCGGCAAAGAUGUUUAAUUUUGCAAUAGUAUUGAAAUUGCAGCUGCGACUGCCUGCCUAUAUGGAUUUAUACGGAAUCUGUAUCUCUGGUUUGUUUAAGCACUAUGGUUUUUUCA
Daucus carota subsp. sativus is the source of this 712-nucleotide messenger RNA. Its product is annotated as eukaryotic translation initiation factor 5A-4. Gene Ontology annotation, molecular function: RNA binding; translation elongation factor activity; ribosome binding. The transcript is spliced from 5 exons. The coding region runs from base 97 to 573 and encodes 158 amino acids. The record is from RefSeq and is a predicted model, not a curated record. Lineage: Eukaryota; Viridiplantae; Streptophyta; Magnoliopsida; Apiales; Apiaceae. Gene Ontology annotation, biological process: positive regulation of translational elongation; translational elongation; positive regulation of translational termination.